Molecule: messenger RNA, 2508 nt
Organism: Ziziphus jujuba (common jujube)
Lineage: Eukaryota; Viridiplantae; Streptophyta; Magnoliopsida; Rosales; Rhamnaceae
Exons: 2
Coding region: 138-2240 (700 amino acids)
Molecular function (GO): protein binding
Source: RefSeq, a predicted model, not a curated record
UAAAAGCAUCAAACUUUCAUUAACCCCAAUUCAUAAACUUUUUCAAAACCCACCUCUUUCUUCUUCUUCUUCUUCUUCUUCCCAAAACCAAAACCUCCAUUGAAAGAACAUAAAAAACCGACCACCAUUUUCCAUCCAUGGAUCCCCCUCACCCUCCUCUUCCCACCCCCACAUCAACCGCACCCACUGCCGGUGCCGGUUCCGUUGCCGGUGCUGGUGCUGGUGUCGGCGCCGGCCCUGGGGCCUCCACUGUCACCACCAUUCAACUCAAUUAUUCUGACUCUGUAGACUCGUCUCCUCGUUCACGCAAUGCAGAGACCUGGGUCGACGACAAUCUUCCUCAAGUCCCAGGUGCAAAGCUCCGUCUAAUGUGCAGCUAUGGCGGCCACAUCAUCCCUCGUCCACACGAUAAGUCGCUCUGCUACGUCGGCGGUGAGACACGCAUAGUCGUCGCCGAACGCCAUUCUAGUCUUUCGGAUCUCUGUGCGCGGCUCUCUCGGACCCUUCUCAAUGGACGACCUUUUACCCUCAAAUACCAGCUGCCCCGUGAAGAUCUCGACUCGCUGAUUUCGGUCACCACCGAUGAAGAUCUUGAGAAUAUGAUCGAAGAGUACGACCGUACGGUCUCAGCCUCGCCGUCGAAACCAUCUCGCCUGCGUUUGUUCCUUUUCUUCUCUAAGCCUGAAACCACAGUUUCCAUGGGAGCUUUGCUUGACGAUGCUAAGUCCGAGACUUGGUUUGUCGACGCGCUUAAUGGGUCUGCGUAUCUUCCUAGAAAUCUCUCUGACUCUGCAACAAUGGACUGCUUGUUGAGCCUCGAUGCUGUUCGUGGAAAUGACUCUUCGAAUGAUUUGGAAGCUCAAGGUGAUCAUUUCUUGGGGGAUAGUAACAAACAGGUGACGAAGAAUGUGCAUGACUUGCAUAAUAUGCCGGAUUCACCAAUGGUGGAGAACACUUCUUCAUUUGGCUCAUCUUCUUCUUCGCCUUCAAUGUCAAAUUUGCCACCUAUUCGGGUUCGGGUUGAUGAUAAUGUAGCUGGAUCACAGCAGGAUCAGAAGGUUGGGAUAGAGGAACAGUUUGCACAGAUAAGUUUUGCUCCACCUUCACAUCCUACGGCCAUGGCAGCUGCUUCUUCUGGGACUGUAAUAUCAACCGCUCAGAUCAACACCAUGGCUGUUUCUGGAGAAAAUAUGAAUAGGGUUUUCUCCGACGACGAGAGAUCCGAUCACGGCGCACCAGUUGCGUUCAGAAAGCCUCCAUUGCCAUUGCAGCCUGUGCAAGUACAAAAGCCUGGUGGUUUUGGCUUGCCUUCUCCGGAUUCAAUAGCAAGUGAUAGCAGUAUUGCCUCUGCAACCUCUCUGUCAAAACCAACGUACUAUCAUCAAGAACAAGUUCAUGUCCAACCCAGAGAAGUCAGAGGUCCUGCUAGCCCAAGUACAAUGAGUGAUAAUUCUGAUGUGGGUUCUGGUAAUUUUGUUCAUCAAGUAAAGGAAUCUGGGUAUGUAAUUCCUCCACAAUUAGAUCAACAACAACAACAACAACAGCCACAACAGCAACAAUUUGUCCAACAGCCACAACAGCAACAAUUUGUCCAUGCCGGCACCCAAUUUAUCCACCACCCAGCCACAGGACCAGUGCCAAUCUCAUCUUACUACCCCAUCUAUGCCUCUCAAGCACAGCAACAAUAUCAUCACCCAAUUGAUCAGCAAUAUCCAGUCUAUGUAAUGCCAGCUCCACAGAAACAACCCUAUAAUAUGGCAGAAACGACCGUUGUUUCUUCGAGCCGGCCACUACCUUCUCCAAGUCCUCCAAUUGUUCCUACCUCUGCGACUUACAAGGAUGGUAUUCCUCCUGUUUACCCAACAAAGACAGCUUCCCCUGCUGUUCCUGAAAUGGGUUCGAAUACCUUGUACAAAACGCCUGUGAAUUCAACUCCUCCUCCUCCUUUAGUCCAGAUUCCUCCUCAAACCCAAUUUCAGCAACAGUAUGUGGGUUAUACUCAGAUGCAUCAUCAUCCAUCGCAGUCCAUUGCUGUUGCUUCCUCUGCUGCUGCUAAUUAUGGUUUUGAAUAUGCCAACCCUUCACAUGAACAAGUUUACUACACACAACACCCAGCUACUCCUUUGCCUUCUCAGUAUCAGACUUUGACUCCUGCAGCCGCCGCAAUUGCGUUAUCAGAUGCAGCAAAACAGCCGCCUACAGAUAACACCCAGCAGAUCAGAACCUCUCAACCAUUAUAAGCAAAAUGGGGAAGAAAAAUAUUGGCUGGGUAAAAGUUGGUUAUUUGCACCUUUAUUAUUAUUAUUAUUUAUUUAUUGUUCUUUGUUGUUUCAAUGUUAUGGUAAUAAGGGACAGUUUUUUUUUUUUUUUUCUUUUACCCUAAAGUAUCAUAUGUAACAUGUUCUUCCUACCUACUGUUUGUAUGUUAACGUGUAACAGUUACAGUGAAUAAAUGUAAAAACGUUGGGAAAUCCUUUCAUCAAACAAAAAAAAAAAAAAAAAAAAAAG